Naegleria lovaniensis is the source of this 2466-nucleotide messenger RNA. RefSeq lists its product as uncharacterized. NCBI's taxonomy places the organism in Eukaryota, Heterolobosea, Eutetramitea, Acrasida, Naegleriidae. The record is from RefSeq and is a predicted model, not a curated record. The transcript has 3 exons. Bases 1 to 2466 code for a protein of 821 amino acids. Gene Ontology annotation, biological process: intracellular signal transduction; cyclic nucleotide biosynthetic process.
AUGUCUAAGGUUGUUCCAACCCCAACGCAACAUGAUGAUGAACUAUUGUCAUCAAGUCAACACCAUCAUGACGAUGAAGAAUCUCUUCUUUUUAAAGAGAAAAAGAAACGUCCUGCAAUUCUAUCGUGCCUCUUGUCUGUUCGUUUGUUCUUGAUUGUGGUCAUUACUCUUGUCGUUCUUACCACAGCAGUGUCCAUUUGGCUCACCAGCUAUUUGGUCAACGAGCAAGCUUCUUUAGAAUCUGUUGAGAUCCUUAUUCAAAAUAUCAAUGAAAAAGUUCACAGUUUCCUGAAUGGACAGCUUGUACCUGCUAAACAAGUGGCUGAUCAAGUUGCCUAUGACUAUCAUUAUGGAUAUAUUGAUGUUGCCGAUUCCAUUCGCAAUUACCUCUACUCCAAAUUAAAAGUGUAUGAAAUUACCUUGGUGAACAUUUGUUUUGGAAAUUAUGGAUUGAAUAUGCUUCAAACUGUGACCAUUGGUCCCGUAGGACAAUGGGUCUGGGCCAAGAAAAUGCCUGGCGAGAAUUUGCUAUCUUGGGAGUUAGACCCCAACACUGGUAUUAUUACAAAACCUUAUGUUUUGAAUUUUACUGUUUAUAAUGUUGCCAAGGUGGAUUAUUACAUUGAAUCCAUGAGCUUGCUCAAAGACAAUCCAAAUGGCGCUUUUGGAAACGUUUAUCAAGUGAUUAAUUCAUCCAUGCAAACAUAUUGGUCUACACCAGUCUAUAAUCGUACGGAUCUCUCAACCAAACAAGUGAUUGGUAUUGUAAAAGUGAACAUUGCUUUGGACUUAAUUGCCAAAUUUUUAGCAUCUUUGAAAGUGCUAGACCGUGGCUAUAUCGUUCUGUCCGAGUUCAGUAACGGCUAUGUUCUGGGAAGUUCUUUAGAGAUUCCUGGUUUGCAAUUUAAGAGAAUCAACGCCUCAAGCAUCACAGCAAGAAACGCAGGAGAAGUGAUGAAACAAGUCAUGUCUCAACAAAACGACCAAGUUCAAUUUACUACAACUGUGGCAGGUGUAAAAUAUCUUGUUUCUAGCAAGCCCUAUACUUUUUAUAACAUUAGAUGGAGAAUGACACUAGUGUUCGAAGACAAUGAAAUUAAGGAAGCUAUUAUCACAAGUAGUUAUAUUAUUUUGGGAGUGACCUGUGGAGUUGCAUUAAUUGGUGUCAUUGUGAGUGCAUUGAUUGGUUAUAUUGUCACAAAUCCAUUUGUGAAAUUGCAACAAGACUUUAAAAAGAUAGAAGUACUUGAUUUGAUCAAUAUCAAACCUCGUUCCUCCAUUUUCUCUGAAGCUAAAAGCAUUUACUCAAGCUUGACAGACACAGUGAGUUGGUUGAGCGAGUUCAGAGCAUUUUUGCCUGACUCUGUAUUAAAUCAACUUGAGAAUAGUAAGGCACAGAAUCACCUUGAUACUCCACAAACAUCCAUGAAAGCGGUCGGUGACAAGAAAAAUAAGCCAUCCAAUGACAAAAAAACGGAUUCUGAGAUGGGCUCUCAUGCAUCUUCACAUUCUCGUAGCCUGAUGGAAGAGACACAAUCAAAGCUUGCAGAGAGUAUGCUCAAAAGAAAUCAACAAGCAAACAUGUUCAAGCUUGGGUUGUCCUUUAAGGAAUGUUGUGUUCUUAAUAUGACCAUUCUAAACUUGAAUGAACAAGAAUUUGAAGAUCCCGAAAUAUUGAAUCAGACAGUGUCGAAAGUAUUGACUGGAAUUUCAACUAUUUGCAAGACAGUAAGAGGAGAUUUGCAAAUCAAGUCGUACAAUGAGUUUAGUGUCAUAUUUGCUGAUCGACCAAAAGUGAGUCUAGUUGGUCUCGACUGCUCGAUGAAGAUUUUAACAGGAAUCGGACAUUUGAAUCAACAAUUACAGAAACAAGGUCUUUCAACAUUGAAAAUUGGCAUUGGUGUCAGUAGUGGUGAUAGUUUGCUCGGAAAUGUUGGAAACAAACAAUUGAGGUAUUUUACCUUAAUUGGAUCUGUUGUGAAUCGUGCAAGAGAUUUAUGUUUCCUCAGUCAAGAAUUAGAUGUACCAGUGGUUGUUGACAGAGCCACACAAAAGGCUGGAGACGAUGAAUAUGUAUUCAGACCAGUCGAAAGAUAUUUGGAAGGCUCCAAAGGAAUAUCCACUGUGUAUGGUUGUUUGAAUAGAAAACGUAUUGAAAAUGAUGAAUGGCUCUACGAAUUAGAUAAGCAAAAUCAAAACGCCAAAUUCAAAGAGUACUCGGAGCACUUUAGCAAAUUGUUCGAGAAGGAUGACAUCAAAGAGGACGAGAUUGCAACCACUAGAGAUUUCUUGUCUAUUUCUGCUGCUCAAAUGCCCUCUGACAAGGUGAUUGCAAGACUUAAUCGAGUGAUAGAAGCCAUGAAUCAGGAACGAAAACAAUUGUCACAAGCAAAACUUUAUCAUUCGAAAGUGAGAACUGUUCUGAAUGGAUUUAUGGAAAAUUCUAAUGAGCCGUUGUUAUUGUAA